Messenger RNA from Acipenser ruthenus (sterlet), 10148 nucleotides. Its product is annotated as kinesin-like protein KIF1B. Gene Ontology annotation, molecular function: ATP binding; microtubule binding; ATP hydrolysis activity. The transcript is spliced from 53 exons. Gene Ontology annotation, cellular component: microtubule; dendrite; axon. Gene Ontology annotation, biological process: microtubule-based movement; vesicle-mediated transport; cytoskeleton-dependent intracellular transport. Lineage: Eukaryota; Metazoa; Chordata; Actinopteri; Acipenseriformes; Acipenseridae. The record is from RefSeq and is a predicted model, not a curated record. Bases 486 to 6287 code for a protein of 1933 amino acids.
CCUUCUCCUGUGAAUUUCCAUUGGCUCCCUGCCGUUUUACUCCGCGGACGGACAUUUUUCGUUGGCUUCGACGGCUGACAAUCAAACUGGUGAGGGGCGAGGUGACGUAAUGCUUGAGCUAAGCAAGGCGCUCCAGUUCUUUUUCAGCGCCGCAGAGAAGCAGCAGAAUAGAUUUUUCUUUGAUGGGGGGGUGGGUUUCUUCCUUCUUCUCGCCGCUUAACCUUUUCUGCUUUAGUAUUAGAUUGCCGUAGGAAAGUUAGAGCUGCAGUCGAAGCCGUUUUGGAGGAGAAUGAAGUCGGUUUAUAAUGGAUAUUUGUGACAAUAGAAGAAGCGUUGACUUCGUGACCAGCAGUUUACACUGAGCCGUGACGUUGUGCCAGCAGGAUUCUCUUCUCCAGUCUUUUCUGUUUCAUUAUCCUGCAGGAGGAUCGCUCUAGGAAACUCAACAGUGGAAUUGUAAAGUGUACGAGUACAGACACAGCAAGAUGUCGGGGGCUUCGGUGAAAGUAGCAGUGAGGGUGCGACCCUUCAACUCCAGAGAGAUGGCCAAUGACUCCAAAUGUAUUAUCCAGAUGCAAGGCAACACGACCACUAUCUCCAACCCCAAAAACCCAAAGGAACCAUUAAAGACCUUCAGCUUCGACUAUUCAUACUGGUCACAUACCACGGUAGAAGAUCCUAGCUUUGCCUCUCAGUGUAAGGUAUUCAAUGACAUCGGCAAAGAGAUGCUGCAGCAUGCCUUCGAAGGCUACAACGUGUGCAUUUUCGCAUACGGACAGACCGGGGCAGGGAAGUCCUAUACCAUGAUGGGGAAACAGGAAGAGGGACAAGAGGGAAUCAUCCCGCUGCUCUGCGAAGAUCUCUUUGAGAAAAUCAAUGACAACAGGAAAGAUGAAAUCUCCUAUUCUGUGGAGGUCAGCUACAUGGAAAUCUAUUGUGAAAGAGUUCGGGAUUUACUGAACCCCAAGAACAAGGGGAACCUGCGAGUCCGGGAGCACCCCCUGCUGGGCCCGUACGUGGAAGAUCUCUCCAAACUGGCCGUCACCUCGUACACCGACAUCGCAGACCUGAUGGACGCUGGGAAUAAAGCCAGGACUGUAGCUGCCACCAACAUGAAUGAAACCAGCAGCAGAUCCCACGCAGUGUUCACCAUAGUCUUCACACAGAGGAAGCACGACGCAGAAACCAAUCUUUCAACAGAAAAGGUCAGCAAAAUCAGCCUGGUGGAUCUGGCGGGCAGUGAAAGAGCUGACUCCACUGGGGCCAAGGGGACCAGGUUAAAGGAAGGUGCAAAUAUCAACAAAUCCCUCACAACAUUAGGAAAAGUGAUCUCUGCUCUUGCUGAAGUUGAUAACUGUACCAGCAAGAGUAAGAAGAAAAAGAAGUCUGACUUCAUACCAUACAGAGACUCUGUGCUGACGUGGCUGCUUAGAGAAAAUUUAGGUGGAAACUCUAGAACUGCGAUGGUUGCUGCUCUCAGUCCAGCAGACAUUAACUAUGAUGAAACACUCGGCACUUUAAGGUAUGCAGAUCGGGCCAAACAGAUCAAGUGCAACGCUGUGAUCAAUGAAGAUCCCAACGCCAAGCUGGUCCGUGAACUCAAGGAGGAAGUGGGCAGGCUGAAGGACUUGCUGCGAGCUCAGGGCCUGGGAGAUAUCCUGGACAUUGAUCCAAUGGGAGAUGAUUACCCAGGAGAUGGAGGCACAUACCUGAAAGACGUACACAACAAUAACCAUAGCUACUUACUAGCCUCUGAGAAUCAACGCCCUGGCAAUUUCUCCACAGCACCCACAGGUUCCCUGACAGCCUCCCCAUCCUCCUGCUCUCUCAGCAGCCAGGCUGGUCUGCAGUCUGUCCCCAGCAUACAGGAGCGUAUCAUGUCAACGCCGGGAGGAGAAGAGGCCAUCGAACGGCUAAAGGAAUCAGAAAAGUUUAUUGCAGAGCUCAAUGAGACCUGGGAAGAGAAACUGAGGAAGACGGAAGCAAUCCGAAUGGAAAGAGAGGCUCUGCUGGCUGAAAUGGGAGUGGCCAUUCGAGAGGACGGAGGAACACUGGGCGUUUUCUCUCCCAAAAAGAUUUGCCCUCAACAGCCAACGUCCUUGUUUGACAGCGCUUUUGAUUCGUUUCCAACUAACAAGAUUUUCGCUCCAAGACCGUGUGAUUUAUUUGCUGACCCUAACGGGGUGUUUUCCCCUAAAAAGACUCCGCAUCUUGUUAACCUCAAUGAAGACCCUCUCAUGUCAGAAUGUCUUCUGUAUUACAUCAAGGACGGCAUUACAAGGGUUGGCCAGGCAGAUCCAGAAAGACGUCAAGAUAUUGUUCUGAGUGGAGCCCAUAUCAAAGAGGAGCACUGUAUCUUCAGGAGUGAGAGGAAUGGCAACGGGGAUGUUAUCGUCCUGCUGGAACCGUGUGAAGGGUCAGAGACGUACGUCAAUGGGAAACGAGUCGGUGCGUCUGUGCAGCUGCGCUCAGGCAACCGUAUCAUCAUGGGAAAGAACCAUGUGUUCCGGUUCAACCACCCCGAGCAGGCCCGCGCAGAGAGGGAGAAGACUCCGUCCGCAGAGACCCCCUCCGAACCAGUGGACUGGACCUUCGCUCAGAGGGAGCUGCUGGAGAAGCAGGGCAUCGAUAUGAAGCAGGAGAUGGAGAAAAGGCUCACAGAGAUGGAAAUCUUGUACAAAAAAGAGAAGGAGGAAGCAGAUCAACUUCUGGAACAGCAGAGACUGGUGUACGAGAGCAAGCUGCAGGAGCUGCAGAAGCAGGUGGAGACUCGCUCGAUAGCUGCUGAGACCACUGAGGAGGAAGAGGAAGAGGAGGAAGUACCCUGGACCCAGCAUGAGUUUGAGACGGCGCAGUGGGCAUUCCGAAAGUGGAAGUAUCACCAGUUCACAUCGCUCCGAGACCAGCUGUGGGGCAACGCUGUGUACCUCAAAGAGGCCAAUGCCAUCAGCGUGGAACUGAAGAAGAGGGUGCAGUUCCAGUUCGUGCUGCUCACAGACACGCUGUACUCCCCACUGCCCCCCGAGCUGCUCCCCACAGAGGCAGAGAAGGACCGGAACCCUCGCCCCUUCCCCAGGACCGUGGUGGCCGUGGAGGUGCAGGACCUCAAGAACGGAGCCACCCAUUACUGGUCCCUGGAGAAACUCAAGCAAAGGCUGGAUCAGAUGCGUGAGAUGUAUGACAGAGCUGGUGAAAUGGCGUCCUCCAUUCAUGAAGACAAUGACAAUGUGCUGACCGGGAACGACCCCUUCUACGACCGCUUCCACUGGUUCAAGCUUGUGGGAAGCUCCCCUAUUUUCCACGGCUGUGUGAACGAGCGACUCGCAGACCGCACCCCGUCUCCCACCUUCUCCACGGCUGACUCGGACAUCACCGAGUUGGCCGACGAGCAGCAGGACGAAAUGGACGACUUUGACGACGAGGCCUUUGUGGACGACACGGGCUCGGACGCGGGGACUGAAGAGGGAUCAGACAUCUUCAGUGAUGGCCAGGACCCGUUUUACGACCGGUCUCCCUGGUUCAUUUUAGUGGGAAGAGCCUUUGUGUAUCUCAGUAACCUCCUGUACCCAGUGCCCCUCGUCCACAGAGUGGCUAUUGUGAGUGAGAAAGGGGAGGUUCGAGGAUUCCUGCGUGUCGGGGUCCAAGCCAUUGCAGCUGACGAAGAGGCUCCAGACUAUGGUUCAGGAAUACGACAGUCGGGAACUGCAAAAAUUUCUUUUGAUGAUGAAUACUUCCAAACUAGUGACUUCUCCUCUGUGGCACUGACCCAGUCAGGGCUAUCCCUUGAGGAGCUGAGAUAUGUGGAAGGGCAGGGUCAGAGUUCAGAGGUCGUAACCCCUUCAGAAGAGCACAACAGGAUAAAUGAACUGGAUCUGAAGGGUAACAUGAGGGACACCAAGCUGUCCAUUGAAGGUCUGACGGAGGAGCUGGCGAACCAGCUGGUGGUCGGAAGCAUCUUCACCUUCCGAGUGACCGUCCUGCAGGCCAUCGGGAUUCUCCCGGAGUACGCAGACAUCUUCUGCCAGUUCAACUUCCUGCACCGUCACGAUGAAGCGUUUUCCACUGAACCUUUAAAGAACACUGGACGAGGGGCUCCUCUGGGGUUCUUCCAUGUACAGAACGUUGCUGUUGAGGUGACAGAGUCUUUCAUUGAGUAUAUAAAGACCAAGCCCAUUGUGUUUGAGGUGUUUGGACACUACCAGCAGCAUCCUCUACAUCUGCAGGGGCUGGACAGCCUUCUACAACCCUCUCGCAAAUCUUUCCCUCCACCCAUGCCGCUGUCUAAACCAGACCAUGCCAGAAAGAUUGAGUUGAUUAGAUACCUUGUGUCUGGUUAUGUAAGCGGGCAGGUGCUGGACACUGUAUCAGAACACGCCAAUGCUCUAGCCUCUACCGCGGUCGCUAGUUUCGAAGACAGGGCUGAUCAGCUCUCAAAGUUUCCAUUCCUGCCUGUUAUGCAUUGUCUGGUUCUCACAGUACCCAAACACGAUGUUCCAGCUACUAAACUAAACACCAUAAGCAAGCCCAAUCUGGGACAAUGUGUCAGCAAGUAUGACCUACUGGUCUGGUUUGAGAUCAGUGAACUGGAACCCACUGGGGAGUAUAUCCCUGCAGUCGUGGAUCACACGGGAGGCCUCCCCUGUCACGGCACUUACCUGCUUCAUCAGGGUAUUCAGCGCAGAAUCACAGUCACCAUCAUCCACGAGAAAGGCAGUGAGCUGCACUGGAAGGAUGUGCGAGAGCUGGUUGUAGGUCGCAUCAGAAAUAAACCGACGGUUGAUGACACUGCUGCAGAUGCUGUUUUGUCUCUGAAUAUAAUCUCAGCAAAGAACAUCAAGUCUUCACACAAUUCCAACAGGAUUUGUCUUGAUAAGGAAAUACCUAGGACCUUCUACCGAUUUGAGGCAGUGUGGGACAGCUCUCUACACAACUCUCUUCUCCUGAACCGCGUGACUCCAUACGGAGAGAAGAUUUACAUGACCCUGUCUGCGUACCUCGAGCUUGACCACUGCAUCCAGCCGGCUGUGAUCACGAAGGACGUCUGUAUGGUGUUCUACUCUCGGGAUGCUAAAAUCUCCCCCCCUGGCUCUCUGAAGAGCCUGUUUGGCAGAGGCUACUCCAAGUCACCUGACUGUAACAGAGUGACUGGGAUCCAUGAGCUGAGCUUGUGUAAAAUGGCAGACACAGGUAGCCCAGGUAUGCAGAGGAGGAGGAGAAAGGUCCUGGAUACAUCGGUGGCGUACGUCAGGGGCGAGGAGAACCUGGCUGGGUGGAGACCUCGCGGAGACAGCCUCAUUCUGGAGCACCAAUGGGAGCUUGAGAAACUAGACCUGCUGCAUGAGGUUGAAAAGACCCGGCACCUGCUGCUGCUGCGUGAGAAGCUGGGCGAGACGACGGCCCCCAAGUCCCUGAGCGAGUCCAUCUCCCCCAGCAUGAGCAGCGGCACCCUGAGCACCUCCACCAGCAUCUCCUCCCAGAUCUCCAACGCCACCUUCGAGAGCGCCAUCACCCCCAGCGAGAGCAGCGGCUACGACUCGACCGACAUCGAGAGCCUGGUUGAGCGUGAGAAGGAGCUCGCCACCAAGUGCCUGCGACUCCUAACCCACACCUUCAACAGAGAAUAUAACCAGGUCUGCAACAGCAUCAGUGACUGCAAACUGUCGGAUAUCUCUCCGAUGGGACGGGAUCCUUCAGUGUCGAGCUUCAGCAGUGCCACCCUCACUCCGUCAUCUACCUGCCCCUCCCUGGCGGACUCCAGAUGUAACUCCAUGGACCAAAAAACUCCAGAAGCCAACUCCAGAGCCACCAGCCCUUCCUGUCCAGACUAUGAGAACUUACCCAUGGUCCCCAUCGUGGAGACCUCCUACCUGGCCCGAGCCGGCAAGAACGAGUUCCUCAACCUGGUCCCUGACAUCGAGGAGAUGAGACCCGGGUCGGUGGUUUCUAAGAAAGGCUACCUGAACUUCAUGGAGCCCAGGUCUAACUCGUGGGUGAAGUACUUUGUGGUGGUGCGGCGUCCCUACGUCUUCAUGUACCACAACGACAAGGACCCCGUGGAGAGGGGCAUCCUGAACCUGUCCACCGCACAGGUCGAGUACAGCGAGGACCAGCAGGCAAUGCUAAAGACGCCCAACACGUUUGCAGUGUGUACCAAGCAUCGUGGGCUUCUACUGCAGGCUAUCAAUGACAAAGAUUUGAAUGACUGGUUGUAUGCCUUUAACCCACUUCUAGCUGGCACAAUAAGGUCCAAACUUGCCCGAAGGUGCUCAGGGCAGCUGAAGAAUUGAGAACGGUCCCUCCACUGAGUGCAGGGAAUACAGUACCUAUUCUUCUGACUUGCCUUUGAAGAUACAAAGUGUUAACACUUAUUUAUCUGUGUGAUUCUUGACGGUUUUCUCUUGUAUGUAGACCUGUGGCUUAACUCUUCUUCAAAGCACCUUUUUAAGUUACCCAAAUCCUCCUCCUCCUCCUCCUCCUCCUCCUCCUCCUCACCUCCCUCCUUCCUUCUCCUCCUUUUUGUCUUUCCUAAAACUUAACUAGUAGCAUGUUGUAAUACAGUCUAGUUGUGUGUGCACGAUUUUUCAGCAGUUUUUUCCAAUUCUGAGUUUUUGUGUCUGUAAGGUUGUCCUAUCAGUGUUAUCUGUCAGUCUGAAACAUUUUUGAGUUGUACCCGCAUGGUACCAAUGGCUGUCCUCGGGUUAAGCAGAGAUUCAUGCACACAGCAAAAGAAAACAGACAAAAUAUAUACCAUUUAACAAAUUAUUAUGUACUUUGCUUAUAUUAAUAGUGCAAUGCCUAAACUGGAAUAUUACCAUAUUUAACAAAACACUACAGAGAUUGCUUGUUGGCGAUUGUCUGUAGGAUUUCUCUCUGGUUGACAAUUGAUGGAAUGUCAAUACAGGUACGGUAUUGGCAUUAGAAUUGUGUCUCACUCCUUCACACAGAGGAACGAGACACCUAGAAAACGCCUCUCUCUUUUGCAGGCAUGUUUAGGCAUCUUUGGUUAGCCUACUUUUUAUUUUUAUCGGGUAACUUUUAAUCAUCUCUGUCGGGAAUCUAUUGCAGAUUUAGGAAAAAUAUGAACGAAAAGUAAAAUGGGCGAAACCAAAUUGCAAUCUUGCGUGUCAUAAAACGAAAAAAAAAAACCAGAACGAAAAACAAAGAAGCAUCGGGUGAGAUUAGGUAUUUCAGAUACUCUGGGGGCAGUGUAUUCGUAUUCAGCUAGAAAACAAAAUACCAAAAUGGCUGACAGAAAGCCAAUGCAAAAAGCACUUAUGUUUCUAGAUAAUCUUACUUCAGGCCAGACAGAGAACUGAUGCAGCCUCCACAGACCCACAGAACAUAUGUGCUGUAUUACUUCAUAUAAGCAGAUGUACCUAAAAUCAUUGUGUUAUAACCAGCUGUGUCAUUGGACCAUCCAAUUACUGGACUGUAACUAUUACAACAACAUACAGGUGAAAAACAUUAACGCUGUAUAAAAACGAAAAACAAAAACGAAUGUCUUAUGUAUAUGUCAGUGCUAGAAUAAUGUUUGUACCAGUGACGUGUCUGCAGCGGCGAUUGCAAGACAGAUAAUUCUUCAGAGAUUGUCCAAAUGUUUUAUUUGAUUUGACUUUUAAUUUGUAUUUUAUAUCUUUUAAUAUUCCCUGGAUGUUUUAGUGCAGGUUUAUUCUCACAAUGAUUUGGCCAAAGGGAUGUUAAUAUCAGGCACUGUUAUUUACAGCUUCCUACAGCUUGAAAACUACUGGAAGGUCUGUAGAUGAUACUAGAAUAAUGAGGUCAUUUUAGGGUUCCAAGUACAGAUUAGAACAUGCACCAGAACCUAAAUGAGCUUCUUCAAUAUCCAGAAUAUAUACCGGAGGUACAGCAUUGGACUGUGCCAAGCAUAUAUAUGUUUAUAUUAUAUGCAAAUGCCCAGAUGUUUACGACCUGAAAUAGCAAUGACAAAAUGAUCAAAGCCUUUUGUAGCUAAGAAAAUGUUACAGCAUUGCUAAUCAUGUCACUAGAAGAUAACUUAGUUGAGUUAUGGGGAAAAGUCCUAGGUUACAAUGUUUAGCACUUUCAUUCCUCAUGAAGUCAUAAUGGGAGUAUGCAGGACUAGGCUGUUCUUAAAGAUGGCUGCAGGAGAGGUAUGAGCAGGCACAGUAUUGUUAGCUGCUGAUUUUAAUGUGCUUUAGAUACUGUACUAGCAAGCACUGACUGCCAGGAUUGGUUAACCUGAAGUAAGAGGUACAUGGUUAAUGAAUGGAGUGGUAAGUCCUGCUGAAUUCGUUGCAUUACAGAAUAUCACCGAAAUGAAGUAACAAACUAAAAUACUCUUGAUUUUUAUUGUUUUAAAAACAUUAAUUAAAAACUUUGCUCUGCAUAAAUCUGAAACUGGGUGUCAGAAAUAAACUGGAUGAAACAUAGGCCUAUAAAAUACUUUUAUAUCUAUUCAACAUUUAGAUGGAUUCCUUACAAUUGUUCUUUUACAAUAAAUACUGUUUAGUAUUGCUGUAUUGGUUUGAAAGGGAUGAUGGAAUUUGCAUUGUUCAGUAUUUUACAAACCAGCCUGACUGAAGUUUGACAAUACAGGGGAUUGUGACUCUGGCCAGCCAACCAGUAGUACAUGCAAUCCAACACACUUAAAGAAAAGAGGCUGGGAAUGAGUGGACCAGGGAAAUACAGACUAAGGACAUGCAUUCUUUAUACCGGUUAUUGACCUUUUGAUAAGGCAUACUUUUCAUUUCUCUUCAAACAGAGCGUGGCUAUUCUUCAUGAGGUGCCCAGAGUCUGGGGUCAGCUAGCCUGCAGAGCACAGGCACCCAUACAUACACAGAAUGUCAACCUGUCCUGGCCCUUUCAGCUUAACAUACACUGAAAUAUUACCAUCGGCUAGUUGACAAUGAAAUGAAUUUACAAGAUCACUUGCAUGAAAUCCAUACUUUAUAACAGCUGUCAGAAUGUCUGGCCCUUAUAACUAGUAGUCAAUAGUUGGUUUAAAAGUGGCUAUGCAAAAUGAAGACCCUGUGCAGUUUGUCAGAGCAAAGGUUUUCAUUAAUUUUGAGUUGCUGGUUAACGCAAAGUGUAGAGACUUUAUUAACUGUAUUUAUUAUUAUUUUAACAUGUGUCGUGUGUAUAUAUAUAUAUAUUGGGUUGCAGUUCUUUGCACAGUAGAAUUCAAUAGUAGGACAGAAAGGCAUACAGUACAAAGGUUUGCAUAUUUUUAAUAACAGUCAUUCCGCUAACUCUACCUAAACAUAUACUUGAACAAAAUGAAGCAGUGUGAUGCUAAAGCGAAGGGUUGUUCGAUUGGAAAUCCUGGUAUUACUGGUAAGGGGACUGGCACUGAUGCUGCUGCAAGGUAGUGCGGAAUGUGCUGUCAGUAAGAUGACGCCUGUUUGCAUUUUAUUAGCCCAUCGUGGUUGGUUCUCCCAAAUACCAUUGUGGUCCGAGACUUUUUUUUAUUAUUGUUAUUGGGAACUGGUUUAAUUUGUGUGCUUCCUGUUUGAAAGGACAUGUCAACCUGUUUCAAAGAUUUCAAUUUCUUUACAGGUGAUCUUUAACUUGAACACUAAAUGGUGUUCUUAGCGAUAGCCUAGUUCUAUACCAUAGGAUUAUGAUGUUGAAAGUGGGCCUAUAUUAGGUUUAUAAUAGAAGGUAAUAUCUUGAACAUCUAAUUGUACUUUUGGCUGAGGUCUACAAAGUCCAGCUCCUUACUCAUCUAUUCACCAAUUUCAUCUUAACGCUUAUCAUCCAUUAUUUAAAAAAAAAAAAUCCAAUUAAAAUAACAACAAACAAACAAACAAACAAAAAAAAGAUUCCCCAAAUCUAAAGCAAGUUGCCCCAGAAAGAACAAUUUCAUUUGAAACUGAAGGUUGGCAUUCCCUUUAGCACCGGUUUUUGUUUCAGAUCGUCGGCACUGUACAUUAUUUAUUCGUCAGAUUUGCUUCAUUUUCAUACAUUUAUUUUGUAAAUAUAUAUGUUGUAUGGAGCUUGAAUUAAAAUGUAAAUAUAUUUCAUGUAUUUGUACUAAUUAUAAUCCAUUCGCUGUAUAGCCUAGACGUGUAAUGCAGAUAUAUCUAAUUCUGUGUGUGUAAUCUUGUACCACUGAACUGUUUAGUGAACGAGAUAACAAUAAAGGUACAACCAGUGCAUUAGCAGAAUAA